Messenger RNA from Chondrus crispus (carragheen), 2838 nucleotides. RefSeq lists its product as hypothetical. The transcript has a single exon. Bases 1 to 2838 code for a protein of 945 amino acids. The record is from RefSeq and is a predicted model, not a curated record. NCBI's taxonomy places the organism in Eukaryota, Rhodophyta, Florideophyceae, Gigartinales, Gigartinaceae.
AUGAUCCAGUUAGAGAGCUUUGAUAUCUUCGAACAAGCAGGUGGUUGCCGUAAAGGUGUGGAGGUGACUCUGAAAGGCCAGACGGUAGGAGCGGUGGAAACGAAGCCUUUUACAAUCAGAUUUUCCGGCAUUGUGAACAAGGCUCAAAUCAACUACAUCAUCGUCGAGAAGGCUAAAGCAGCCUGCGUACCUGCAUCGACAUCAGGAGAGCUUGCAGCUGACCACGCUGCACACUCCGUCCCUGGAUCCUAUCCUCCACAGCUCAACGUCAACUCGCCGCGGACGUAUGUAGACAGCGAUGGAGACGGUUUUGUUCCUGUGACUAUUGACGGCAGAGGAAGUCACUCUCAUUUCUUUGACUCUGCCAACAACAUUAUUGGCAGAAUCACGGACUACACAUGGAGUAUCGCUGAGACAGGAGAAGUGGUCUCCCGUAAGCAGUCGUUUACGUACAGGUUUCCGCUCGGCACAACGCGCCUAAAGCUAUCGGUCACAGAUAAUUCCUGCACGACUGAUGAGGCGGAAACUACCGUCACGGUCACUGGCGCCAUCCAAGCAGGACAGUACUGCUACUUUUAUGACGGUCUUGACGAGUUACCGAAAAUUGGAGAGGAAGGCGCAUCGCAGAACCCGGCAUUUGCGGCUGUCGUCCAAUCUGCGACACUAGGCUUUCCAUCUUUCAGUUUCUCUGAUACCCAAUUUGCAGUGAAAUGCACGUUUUUCCUAGAAGUCAACACAGACGCUCCGUUGAGUGAGAUUUCCGUGUCAACGUUCGGAAGUGGUAUUGCGAGAGUUUACAAGGGUGAGGAUAUUAUUCUUGAUACAGCAACAUCCGACACGGCAGAGACGAGUUUGGCAGUCGGUCUCACUGGCUUUGAGGUCGUCUAUCUCCGCACCACGCUGUCGGCGACACCAAAGCUGCAUUUCCUUGUUGAUGGGGCAGCCCCCGCCGCCCCCAGGAUUAGUCAUGACCGGAAGAUGGUAGUUCCUAUUUUGACAUCGGCGACCCCUGCGGAAGGGCCAAUUCGAGGUGGCACAAUGGUCAAGGUGACUGGUUACGGGCUGUUCACUCCGUUCACUGUCAAGUUCGCGGGUGAGACAGUCACAGUUCUCGACUCAGGUCAGUCUCCCACUCAGUUCUUCGUGAAGUCGCCGACGGUGGCAAGCGCUGGUCCUGUCGAAAUUAGAACAACGUCAGGAACGGAAGUCAGUAGCAACGCGCUAACCUUCACGUACGGUGGUGCGGAGUCAUGUGAUUCCAUUGGAUUCACUAGGACGGAGCUGAAGAAAGCGAAUGGCAGUCCGUUGGACACUCUUGAGCUGCCUACUUCUGCUGCGAUUGGACAAGAUGGCAAGAUCUACCUUGGUACUCUAGGUGGCACCGUCCAAGUGGUUGAGUACGAUGUUGAUACUCUUAAGAUGACAUCACAAUGUCACUCUAAAGCAUUGAAAGACUCUAAAUACACGAAGAACAGUAUUCCUGCUGUCCGGGAUAUUCUCGGCAUAACAUUCGAUCCUCGUGACAAGGAGAUGAAACCAUACGUAUCGACAAGUACGAUAUUCUGGCAUGAGCGGGAACGUGUAGAUCGGAGCAUCAAGGACGUAUGGUCGAAUGGAGCCGUUGACCGUUUGAAGCCGGGCACUGAUCCAACAGACUCGGGCGUCUGCUUGGUGUACGACAAGCGAAUCGUCAGUGGCAUUCCUGUCUCCAACCAUGACCACUCAGUGAACGGAUUGGUGUUUACGCAGAACGGAGAUUUGCUGAUUACCGUUGGUGGAAACACGAACAUGGGUUUGCCUGGUUACAAGCUUGGCGGAUACUGGGAGUCAGAAUACUCUGCGGCCGUUCUCAUAGCUCGAUUGUCGAAGCCCAGCUUUGAUGGAGAUAUCAAAUAUCAGUUCCCUACCGAGCCGCGCAAGGCCAAGAUGAUUUCUGGAGAUGUGGAUUUGUACGCGACUGGGUUGCGUAAUUCGUUCUCAAUCACCAUGACAGGGAAAGAGCAAAUUUACGCAACGGAUAAUGGACCGAACUGCAGCUUUGGAGACACGUCUGCAAGUUGUAGCGAUUACGACGAAGCAAGAGCCGCAGCUUGGGAUCCCGACGCCGAAGUCGACUGGGAGGGCAAGGUGAGACAUGGAUGGGUGUCGUGUCCGUUCAGUCUGAGCAGGCCUGACAAAAUUCUGCACGUAACGCCAGGCAGUUGGUAUGGUCAUCCCAACAUCAAUCGCGGCGGUGUCGAGUGUGCUUGGAUAGACCCAUUCGAUGACCUCACAGCCGACGACAAACCGGCCCCUUCGAAGUACAAGAAAGCAAUGACGACAUUGCAGAGCCCCCUGACUGGAAUCGGAGAGUACAGAGCGAAUCACUUCUGCGGCAAGCUGCGUGGGGAGCUGAUCAUGUCAACGUACAAGAGCGGAAAGACGUGGAGGAUGGGGGUCAAUGGCGGGGCGGUGACGAGCGGCCCGGAUCAGCUUUCGUCGGAUGGUGGAAUCACUUUCGUGGAAAAUGCGCACGGAGAUCUGAUCUUCCCAAGGCUUAGCGAGAAGGAUGUGUUUGUGCUUCGACCGGAUGUGACGGCCUCUGCAGGAUUGUACGUGGUGGGGGCUGUGCCGUUCAGGCAUGGAAAGGGGGGAGGCACAGAAAUCAUUGUUGGAGGGGGUGGGUUCGGAGCUUCGACGACUGUAACUAUCGGUAGCAAGACGUGCGUGGUGACCAAGAGGUCAGCGAAGGAGAUGACAUGCACGGUGCCGGCCCACACCAGCGGUUUGAAAUCGUUGACGGUUGUGUCGUCAGGGAUCAGUGCAGAGUUGCCCGACGCAGUGUUGUACAUGAAGUAG